Molecule: messenger RNA, 3630 nt
Organism: Owenia fusiformis
Lineage: Eukaryota; Metazoa; Annelida; Polychaeta; Sabellida; Oweniidae
Source: the annotation of a GenBank genome assembly
UAGAGCUCCCAAGAACCUAAUAACAAUGAAAUUCAAGACUAAAUUUGUUAUUUUGGUGUCAGGAAUUUUGAUUUUGAUAAAAUGCAUAUUAUUUUAUAUUCUUUUAAAGUAUAUACACACAGACGAAUUCAACAAAAUCUAUGAUUAUCAAAUAUACACCAGACAAGGUAAAAAUCAAAUCGAAGAAAAUUCAAAAUCAACUAUAUUAAUAUUUGGAAUAAGUUGUCUCACGCUACCUUUAGUGAGUUUAUUGAACAGCCAUACCAUUCAGGUGGUCGAUUGCUUUAAUAAUUCUCUGGCACCCGAAAAUGGAUUCAAUCCUACUUUAAAUACACAACUCAAGGAGGACAUUAUUGAAUCUUUAAAACAAUCAGGUAGUGACAUUACAAUUCUGUCUGAUGUGGAUAAUACAGUGAUCAAAAUGGUGAAUAUUUUAAUAAUUGACAUUGUCAAUACAAAUGGAGAUAAGUUGUCAAAAUUGGCAGCCAUUUUGGAUACAAUUGAAAGGAACUCUGUUAAUAUUACAAUAAUUACCCAUAAUGCAAUGGAUAUUGCAGAAGACAGUUUACCAGAUGAUUGGCAAGGAGCUGUAGAUUAUGUCAUACACAAAUAUAGCAAACAAAAUAAAGUCUUGUUGCUCAAAGUUCCAAUCUUGUUGGGCCCAUAUUGCAUUGGUUCAAAUGUUCAUACUUUUAUAAGAAAUGUGGAGCAUAAUUUUAUUCCUAAUAAAAACAAACAGGAGACAACCAAUAAAGUUCUACACUAUCUAUCCUCCAAAGAAGCUGCUUUUUUAGUUCAGCAUCUUCGUGAAAAUACAGCAACAUUCCAAAGGUCUUCUAUAGAGUGCUACUUACAAGCAAACCUUUCUAUGAUUGAAUCAAUGAUCUUAGAUAUCAUGGGAUAUAAUACAUACACUUCCCAUAAUGCAUUUGCCUCAGCAGACGUCGAAAAAUUAAUUUGCAAUUGUGAUGUAGGUCUUUCAUACAUGGCUCAAACUAAUAUAAAAGAUGCAAUUCUGAAGCAUAUAAUUUGGUUCAAUAGAAUGAAGAAAGAUAUUUAUCCUAGUAAACUCAACUCUGCAGUUUUCAGUACAUAUUUCACAAGUAAACAGGACCCCCAAAGACCGACCAAUCAGAGCACAAACAAUUUCAAGUACUUUGCUGCAUGGUAUUGGAGUCUUCAAGAUGUAGGCAUGAAAGGAUUAAUUUUCUAUGAUAACCUUGACCUCGAUUUCAAAACCAGAGUAGCCAAUGAGAAUGUCUCAUUUGUUAAAGCUGAUCUCGGUCCAAACUCAGUGAAUGAUGCCAGAUUUUACAUUUAUUACGAGUAUGUGAAAAAUCACCCAGAACUAAAAUGGGUGCUUUUCACCGAUAUAGCUGAUGUCAAAUUUCUGAAAAACCCAUUUGAAUUGAUGGGAUUCAUAAACGAGGAUCUGUUAUAUGUAGGUCAAGAUAAAUGUGAAUUUCAGCAAUCAACCUCUAACAUAUGGGUGAAUAAUCUUUAUAAAAACUGUUUAGGAAAAACCGCAAGUGAAAAGGUCAAUGCAAUUCAUAAACAAGAGUUUCUCUAUAAUGCUGGAAUAAUAGGUGGCAGCAGGAGUAUAAUUUUGGAAUUUCUUCAUCAUAUGACGGAGGCAUUCAAUGAAGCCCCUUCAGAUAUGAACUGCGAUAUGGGAAUACUAAACUAUGUCGUUCAUCGAUAUUUUCAGAAACGAGUCUUUACUGGGUUUCCCUUGCAUAGCUAUUUUAGAAUUUUUCAAAUCAACCCAAAAGGUGUGUAUAUUGUUCAUAAAUAAAUUGAAAUAUAUUUAAUCUUAAUCGUUACAUGCUUUACUACACAUCCAUGUUAAAGCCAAGUGACUUGUGAAAUCCAUGUUAGGCCACUACAGAAAAGUAUUUGUUUAACACUGUGCUUUAUCUGGUUUUUGCCUUUCCCUCACUAGUCAAACCCUCCACUCAUUUUGAUUAAACAUAGAUAUUUUGCAAGUCUAGAGAAACAAAAAUCUUGCUAAAAUAGGAUUUUUUUGCUCAUUUAGGAAUUUGCUUAUCUUGAACCAAAUCUUUGUUAUUUGUCUAUAAACAAAGAGACCAAUUAUAUGACAAUAUCAAAAGUUAAACUUUGUAAUGUGAUUAAGGAUAACAAACAAAAUUAUUAAUUCUAAUUAUUCCAAAGAAAAUUGAUGCCCUUUUCUUCCUUUUUUCUCUACUUAAAUGUUCCACUAAGACUAUUGCAAUGUAAUGUGUCAACCAUGCUGCACUCGUUUAUUGUCGUGGUCACAUUUGCUCCAAUUUUUAUUACGGCCGUUUGAGUAUUGUGUUCAAAAUUGUGUUCAAUUUUGAACACAAUACUCAAUCGGCCGGGCGCCAGUGCUGAAAAUCGGAGCAUAUGUGACCGCGACAUAACACAAGCAUGCAUUUCCCCCUUUAUACACACUAACCAGACCUCAACAUACCAUACGCAUUUAAGCAUCUACUUUUGAGCUGAUUAUAAUACAGACCAUGUUACAGACAGGAUUGCUCAAUACAUAUAGCCCAAUUCCUUUGCUAUGUUACUGCCAAGCGAACUCAUGAGAUCUUGUUAGUACCCAUGAUUCAGCCUUGUCAAUAUAAGUGUUUCUAUUCUGCUUUGGUUGCAAAUCUACAGGAUAAUUAGUCUCUCACUUAUACAUCACUUUGUCCUCAUGUUUUCUGUUUCAUCCCUGACAUAAUCUGGAUUCUGAUAUGAGCAGUUAUCAGGGUUCACUCAGCUAAGUUCAAUCCCUGUACUAUCAAAGUGGAAAGCCAGGCUUUCUACUUCCCUGUCCUUCUUGACAGUUAGAAUGCCCUACAGGAUACACUGUAACUUGUAUAUCGUAUUAUUGUGAUCAUCACAUAAAGUCACAUACAUGUAGGGUAAUCCUGAAUAUAAGUAAUCCAACAGUGUACUUAAGAGCAAGUGCCCACUACAUGUGCUAUUUGCCUCACUUCACUUGCUUUUUCCUCAUUUCACCUGUGUUUGCCUCACUUCACCUGGUUUUGCUUCACUUCACCUGCUUUUGCCUCACUUCAACUGCUUUUGCCUCACUUCACCUGCUUUUGCCUCACUUCACAUGCUUUUUCCUCACUUUACACGCUUUUACCUCACUUGGCCUGCUUUUACCUCAUUACACCUGCUUUUGCCUCACUUCACCUGCUUUUGCCUCACUUUACCCACUUUUACCUCGCUUGACAUUUGCAUAUUAAGAAGUAAUAUGUAGGUCACUUAAAAUCAACUUUACUGUAUAUCCUUAUAUGUCGUUCAAGCUAUCACAAAAGGUUGAGUCCGAAGUUUCUUAAUAGUGGAACUUUGCCAAGUUGUAAUUAUAAGUGUCCAUAGGGUCCCUCAUAAAAGUUUAACAGCUCCUUUGUUGGAUAUAUGUACGAUUUUCAGUGCCCUUAAAACCUGGAAAUGUAAACAAUAAUGAUAUAUCAAAACACAAAAUACAAUGAUGAUAUUUAACUUCAAAAUGGUAAAAAUGUGCUCGUAAAGUUUCAAGUUAAAUGGGCGCAAAUUUCCUGGAAUUCUGAUAAAAAUUUGAUAUUAAACAGAAUUUCCUAUGUCAAUAUAGCCACUAUGUCAUUUACCCAGCAUGCCCAAUAUUCAAAUUCAAUA